This is a messenger RNA of Cynocephalus volans (Philippine flying lemur), 3444 nucleotides long. It is a transcript of the gene DCAF16, whose product is annotated as DDB1 and CUL4 associated factor 16. The transcript is spliced from 3 exons. Lineage: Eukaryota; Metazoa; Chordata; Mammalia; Dermoptera; Cynocephalidae. The coding region runs from base 904 to 1554 and encodes 216 amino acids. The record is from RefSeq and is a predicted model, not a curated record. Gene Ontology annotation, cellular component: Cul4-RING E3 ubiquitin ligase complex.
GUUGUGAGACAGUCGGGACAGGGCUGGUGGCGUUAGGCCGAGUGGGGUCGUGCGGCUGGGCGUGAGGCCAGAGAGAAGAAAAGACCCUCCCUGGAAGAGAACAGGGAUAUGGCUGAGGGUAACAAUCGCCGCUCCGGCUAACGGGGCGGGGGAUGCCGAGAAGAGGGCUUAUAUAAAAUUGGUCAUACAACCACAACCUCUGAGGUCCCAGCAAGAGUCCUAGCAUCUAGCAGCUGUACCACCACAACAGGUCCCCCCAAACUAAUCCCAACAAGCACAUCUAAAGGUUAAGACUACCUUUCCAGAUAAGUCCAGCAGCUAAUUCACGUUUCCAAGGACAUUUGCAUCACCUGUGGAAAACAUCAGAUUCUUGCACACCAGAUGUCCUUGACAGCUCAUCUCAUCAUCCCCCUGCAUAAAAGUUGCUGCACCAGCAGACAGCCAAGGCAACUACUGAGCUUCUUUUCAUUACCAAGUAGAUAUAAUAUCACUGCCAGCAAAACAGACUGCACAAAGUCUCUCUUCACAAUAUCACUACCAGUUGAGACCAUGCUAAGAAAACCAGCUUGCCUAAAUGAGGACCCCUUCUCUUCUUGGGUAGCCAGGAUUUGAAGGAGAUACUCUGUGACCUGUGCCACUGGUAAGUGACUAACACUUUUACACACUGAACUGAUCCUGAGAACUGAAACGUCUUCCUUGUAAGUGAAGAAUAUACAACAUAAUCUUGAAGAACUGCACAGUGGUGUGGGCCAGAGUAUACUUUGUGUGUGUAGUGGACUGAGACAGACAAAUUAAUCUUGGUGAAAGGAUUUUUCAUCUCUUGUUGCUAUACGCCAAUGUUAGUCAGUGUUCUGCUGGCUUAGAUUGUUACCUUUUUCUGGUUCCUUACUCUGUUUUAUUCUAAUGGGUCCCAGAAAUCCCUCUCCUGAUCCCUUAUCAGAAUCAGAAAGUGAGGAAGAAGAAAACACCAGCUACCUAAAUGAGAGUUCUGGGGAAGAGUGGGAUUCCUCUGAAGAGGAGGACCCCAUGGUGCCCAACUUAACACCUCUUGAGAGUCUUGCCUGGCAGGUUAAGUGCCUUUUAAAAUAUUCUACAACCUGGAAACCUUUAAAUCCUAAUUCCUGGUUAUAUCAUGCUAAACUCUUAGAUCCAAGCACACCUGUCCAUAUACUUCGAGAGAUAGGUCUAAGACUCUCCCAUUGCUCCCAUUGUGUCCCCAAACUGGAACCAAUUCCUGAAUGGCCCCCUCUGGCCUCUUGUGGAGUCCCACCUUUUCAAAAGCCCCUUACAAGUCCCAGCCGGCUCUCUCAAGAUCAUGCCACUCUAAAUGGAGCACUGCAAUUUGCCACCAAACAGUUAAGCCGAACUUUGAGUAGAGCCACUCCCAUACCUGAAUACCUAAAACAGAUCCCUAAUUCAUGUGUUUCUGGUUGUUGUUGUGGCUGGCUAACUAAAACAGUUAAGGAAACAACCCGCACUGAACCCAUCAACACUACUUACUCCUACACUGACUUCCAAAAGGCAGUUAACAAACUCCUAACUGCAUCACUGUAAAUUUCCACCAUUUGCUCUGAUAUCUGUGAUAUUGCUAAUUGAGAAAGCGGUACAGAGUUAAUCAUUAUACAGCCCACAGUUGAGAAACUAAUGUCUUCUCAACCAAUCUAUGCCAUGCCCUGGCAAGCCAAAGUACUACCAAGCACCAAAUAUAUACCCACGGGUCCUAUAACUCUGCUACAGAAGAUGUGUAUUGUGCACAUAUCCUUUGACAUACCCUGUAGAUAAAAUGAGAAUUUCAAUGGAAAAUUAGCCAAAAGAAACCAUAUUACAAAAGAUAAGUUGAAUAUUCUCCACAUUCAGUUCUCUCCUGCCACUCCUCCAACCCCCAAUUCACUCUGCUUAUCUGAAGAGACUUUAACUAGACACCUGAUUUUUAAUGGGAAGUAAAAAGUAGACCACCACCCAUUUUGUUACCUAACACUCAGAAUAGCCAUGUGGAGAGCAAGAAGUUGGCUACCCCCAAUACCUUUCUCAGCAUACUCUUCUCUGACAUUCUUUCCUAGGGAGGAAGUUGAGGUAAAUUGAAUAACUACACGAAAGGAAACUAAUGGGGAUAUGGAUUUCUCUCCCAGCUUUUAUAUAAAUAUGCUUACAUAUGGCACCCUUUAGGGGUUCUUAUCUUUUGUUUGGAGAUGAGAGUUUGUAGUUUCAAACCUAGCCUACACUACUCCAAACCUAUUAUGGUACUUGCAAUUACAGCAUGAACAUUCUGUUUAGACACCCACCAGUCUGUCUCUGGCUAAUUUGGCCGGUAACAUUAUCCCUUGGGAUUAACACCUGUUCUGUAGGCAAUAUGUUUCUUGAAUAUACUCAGACUUUUAUCAACAGCAAAUAAAAUACAUUCCAAAAGAUGAAUGGGAAAGGAUUAAGAGAGCAUUCAUGCUUUCAGUAUUAACUGCUGAUGGAUUGAAGUAUUUCAUCUGUAUACCAUUUUCUAGAGUAGAAGUUUAUGCACUUUCCAUAUACAUUGCAAACUUUUCAGGAACCCUUCUAAUUUUAAAGAAACUUUCUAUAGAAAAGCCCAGCCUAAUACAAUCUGAAGUUAAGAGUUUUAGCAGCACUGUUUUUCUAAGUAGAUUAGCUUUAGAUUUUCUUCUGGCUAAAAAAGGAAGAGUAUGUGCCCUUGUAAGUGAGUUUUGUUGUGUUUAUUUAAAUGAGUCAAAACAUAGAAAUCAGCAUACGUAAAAUAAAAUGCAUGAGACCAUUAAAUCUUUUCAUAUACCCUGCAAUAAAGAGUGAAACCUGUGUGUGGUCCUGGUUGACUAGAAAUCUAAAUGGAAUCAGAAAAUGAAUUGUAAACAGAUUGUUAAAAGUGUAUCAUAUAUCCUCAUUUUAGUUUUGCUUUUUUCUGUUCUCCUUAAUUAAGUGCUGUAUAUAACGUGGCAUCAAAAAAUUGAAGCAGCAGUGGAAUCACAAAUUCUGUAAACGUAUAGCAACUAUAAGGAGACAAAAGAAUGUUUAUAACCUAAUGAGUAUUUCUGCUAGGCCUUAGUUGUUCCAUCUUAAGGAAAAAGGAGGGAUUGUAGUAGGUAGAAAAAAAUAUUUGUUAGUGGAAAUUAUUGACCUGAAACCAUAUCAUACUGUUAGUGUAACUAAAUGUAUCAAACUGUUCCUAUGUAGAUUUUCUGUGAAAUUGGUUUUUAAAAUGUUACUAGAACCUGUUUCCUUUUUUUUUUAAAGGCGGGGUGAGUAGGAAAGAAGUCUGAAAAUUAAAAUAUGUUGAUGUUUAUGUUUCUGUAAUAUGUUCCUCUGUGUGUGUGUUUGUGUGUGUGUGUGUGUGUGUGUGUGUGCGUGCACGUGUGUGUGUUAAGUAAGUAAAAGUGCCUUGCUCAUGAAUGCAUUUUUGCUAUUAACUCUGAAAGGAAGCCUUUUCCCAGCUUGGCAGCU